UUUAAGAAGUCAUCUCUUGUAAAAGCCAUCACUUGUUCCUAUUUUUCCAAACUGUAAUCCAUAAUUCAUUUACACACAGUUUUGCUCUCUCUCUCUCUCUCUCUCUCUCUCUUUCUGUGCUUUGUGACAUUUUUAAAACUCAGAAUUUUGACCAAUUCUGUCAGAAAGCUGCUAGAAUUAACAGGGAACUUGAACUUGAAGCUCCCAAUGCUGAUCUUGAAGAAGCUGGCAAGGAGGCUGAACAAGUCCUUCAAUGAUUCAACCCUUCACAGCUGAAAGGGAAGACCAAAGGGAGGCCUGCCUUUGGAUUUGAUUUUGGCCGUAUUGUGCGUUUACGGAGAAGACCAAAAGCUGCAAAGGCAAAUGGUGUGUUUGGUGCAACAGAUAUAACAAUGUCAGUGAUGGAAGGAGAUUCUGUAUCUCUACACACUAAUCUUACUGAAAUACUGAACGAUGAUACUUUACUGUGGGUGUUUGGACCUAAAGGCUUUGUCAUAUCCCAAAUAACGAGAAAGAACGACCUGACCUCAUUUUUUGUCACCGAUGAUGUGGGAUUCAGAGACAAAUUGCAAGUAGACCAAAAAACUGGUUCUCUCACCAUCAGAAACACCAGAAUCAGACACUCGGGACAAUAUAAACUAACCAUCUCUAGAGAAAAGAGUACGACUAAGACAUUUAAUGUUACUGUAAUUGGUGUGGUUGCUGAGACGGGUGGAGUGAAGUCAGUAUCAGUGAUGGAGGGAGAGUCUGUCACUCUACAGAAUUAUGUUACUGCAAUACAGAGAGACGAUCUGAUAGUGUGGAGGUUUGGGGAUAAAGGCAUUCUCCUGGCUAAAAUCAAUGUGGAAACUAAUGAGACCUCAGUAAACAUUGCCGAUGAGCGAUUCAAAGGCAGACUGGAGCUGGAUCAGACUGGAUCUCUGACCAUCACAGACACCAGAACCGAACACGCUGGACUUUAUGAGCUACAGAUCAGAGGCUGUGAGAGCUCGCAGCAAUUCUUGGUUUCUGUCAGUGCUGUUCCUGAUCCGGGUCUGUCUCCGGGUGCUAUAUUUGGGAUAGCUGCUGCUGUUUUGUUAUUCCUGACUGCAGUUGUAGCUGCUGUUGUGAUUUACUAUCGCCGCAAGAUCUCUGAACUAGAAAAGCAAGUGGCUGUCACAGUUGAAGAAAAGUUAGUGGCAGAUGGAGAUUCUGUCACUUUAGAGACUGAUACUGAAGUACAGAAAGAUGAUAAGAUACAGUGGUGCUAUAAAGAAGACAACAAUCUUAUUGCUGAAAUCAGUGGAGCGACCAGUAAAAAAACAUAUGAUGGUUUUGAUGAGAUAUUCAGAAGCAAACUGGUGCUGGACGGUCAGACUGGGAAUCUCACCAUCAAUAACAUCAGAGGAAUUCACUCUGGAGUCUAUAAACUACAGAUCAGCGGCAAAAACACAAGAACCGAAUACAAGAAUUUCAUUGUUACUGUCAAAGUGAGGACAGUGCCUGUGAUGUCCGGAGAAUUUGUGACUUUAAAUACUGAGACUGAAAUACAAAGCGAUGAUCUGAUACUGUGGACACGUGGAGCUAAAAACAGUCUCGUUGUUAAAGUUGAUUCAGGAACAACUAGUAUUAGUGAGAAAUUCAGAGGCAGACUGGAGCUAGACAAGACGACUGGAUCUCUGAUCAUCACAAACACCAGAACCACAGACUCUGGAGUUUAUAAACUACAGAUCAUCAACAGCGAACAAACCACAUUCAGGAGAUUCAAUGUGACUGUCACUGGUUCCACAGCAAAACAAGUGAAUGAAUCAGAGACUGUUGAGAUGUCACUGUUGAGUGAAGACGUGGAAGAAGUGAAUGAGUGAGAAGUGAGAGUCACAUCAUCACCAUUGCGCUCAACAGCAUACUUGAACAAGCUGUUAAAAUCACGUUAACACUUGUUUGCUUUUAGAUGAAGGAAACAUGUUUAUGAAAGUCUUUCAAAAUUCAUUUUACAACUGAUACACAUCAUCCCAGUUACUUUAUUAGCAUAAUACUAGUUUGACACUGAAGACAGAUGCGUGCUGAAUCGAACUACUGAAAAAGUGCUGAAGAACUACUGAAGAGCAAGCAAAGAGACACAAGCUUCAAAGUUAUCCAUUAGCUGUCCACAUGCUGGAAAUGCAUUGUGUUGUAAUCAUCUGUGGUGCUACAAUUACCAAACAUCAGCUUUGAGAAAGCUGUGAAAUCAAACCAAGAUACAUUGUUUGUUACAUCUGAACUGAUUACAGAAAUUCAAGGUGGUGUGAAAUAGCCGAACACUGAACAAUUUGAUACUCCAAACACCAAGUUGAUUUUGACAGGAGUGUUUUAUCUUGUACAACGAGAAUUUUUGUCAUCAAAAGUGAAUCAGUUUUCACAGCUAUACCAUAGAAGAACAAUUUUUGAUCACCCAGAUAACCUUUCAAUAAACAGUUUUUUAAAGAACCAUUUUUUUAAUGUAAACAACAUUUUUAAAAUCUAAAGAAUUUUCUUCCACUAUGUUUAUAUACAUACAGUACUGUUACUGUUUUAUCUGAAGUGUGCUGUGUUGCCUUAUAAAAUAGUAAAAUAGGAGAAAGUAAACUUAUGUUUCGGUACAAUAAUGUGAAGUGGUAAUUUCCAUUGCAUGUGUUUUUGUAUAAUAUUUCAUGAUAAUACUACACUUAAUAUUGCCGAUGAUUUACUCUGUGUCUUGACCUGUAAUUUUAAUAAUAAGCAGCAGUUAU
Molecule: messenger RNA, 2726 nt
Organism: Onychostoma macrolepis
Lineage: Eukaryota; Metazoa; Chordata; Actinopteri; Cypriniformes; Cyprinidae
Exons: 8
Coding region: 393-1844 (483 amino acids)
Source: RefSeq, a predicted model, not a curated record